AUGGGAAACUACAUCAGAUACCGUCCAUCUGCAAAGACCACUGGCAGGGUCAUCCUAUUGGACGGCACUCUGCAGGAGUUCGAGGAGCCUGUGACGGCGGCGGAGCUAAUGCUGGAGCACCCGCAGCAGGUGGUGGUGGAGCUCCAUUCUGCAGCUAUCGAGAAACGGCGGCCAACUCCAUUACCCGCGGACAAGAAGCUGGACAAGAACAAAGUCUACCUAAUGCUGCCGAUUAAGCAGGGAAAACCGGCGGCAUUGACGGCCGAAGAAGCUCGUCGGAUUCUUUUCGACGUGAAGGCAGCAUUGAAGACGUCGGCUAUGGGUUUAUCGUCGUCAAAGCUGCUUCUUGCUUUGUUUGCUGGGAAUAUUUGCGCUUCUGGAGGUGCUGCGGGGAAGAACAUGGGUGGAAAAGGGAGAGUGCGGGUGGAAAGUGAUGAGGAGAGGCCACCGGCAGUGGAGGUGGUAAGGUGUUUGCCGGAGUUUAUGCCGGAAAAUAUAGAGGGGAUACCGGAGUACUUGAGUAGGCAGAUUUCAGGGAAAGGAUGGAAACCAAGCUUGGAUACCAUAACGGAGAAGAAAGCUGGGACAAAGAUGUCUCAUUGGUUGCUUUAG
Molecule: messenger RNA, 612 nt
Organism: Carica papaya (papaya)
Lineage: Eukaryota; Viridiplantae; Streptophyta; Magnoliopsida; Brassicales; Caricaceae
Source: RefSeq, a predicted model, not a curated record